Olea europaea var. sylvestris is the source of this 2594-nucleotide messenger RNA. RefSeq names its product probable transcription factor KAN4. Gene Ontology annotation, biological process: abaxial cell fate specification; regulation of DNA-templated transcription. The record is from RefSeq and is a predicted model, not a curated record. Gene Ontology annotation, molecular function: transcription cis-regulatory region binding. Lineage: Eukaryota; Viridiplantae; Streptophyta; Magnoliopsida; Lamiales; Oleaceae. The transcript has 4 exons. Bases 650 to 1336 code for a protein of 228 amino acids. Gene Ontology annotation, cellular component: nucleus.
UGCCACUCAAAUCCUUUUCCAUGAUAAAAAAAUCUGAUAAAAUAAAAGGACUAUGGAAUUUUAAGAGAUAAUGAUUCAUCGACGUAGAGAGGAACUCAGUUCCUCUUUCCAAUAUUCUUUGUGUAAACAGUACUCCUUUUGUUUUCUGGGAAACACAAUCAAUUCCUCCAUUACUCUCUCUCUCUCUCUCUCUCUCUCUCUCUCUCUCUCUCUCAGUACUGAAUAAAAAGUCUGUGAUGCUUCUUCUGUAUCCUUAAAUACAUAUCUUCCACUUUUAACUCACUUUUCUUGAUAGCUUCAUCCCCAAAAAUUCUGUCUACUCACUGCUUUUUUCCUCCGUGUUUUAUGAAUCUGACUAGUUUUGGUAGCUUCUGCAACUCCCUUCGAGUCUCUGUUCAACUACUUUCAGUUCUCUAUUCAAACCCUAGACCUAUUCUACUAGAUAGGUAUCUUUCUCUAGAUAUGCUAGAAAAAACAAUGCAUAUAAUAAAGUAGUCAUGAUUUGAUAAUCACAGCUUAUUCCUCUACUUUUUGCUCUCCUCCAUUUCUCUCAUUUAAUAGCUUCAACUUUAUCGAUUUGUCUCAGUUCCUACUCUAAUUUUUAGUGUUCUUAAUUUGAUUUACACUAAUCUUUGUGUAUCCUUACAUAAUGUUGUUUAGCACAAACCAAAUGAGAAGCACAGAUUCCACCAUGCCUGAUCUUUCUUUGCAGAUCAGUCCUCCAUCAAUAUCUAACUGUGGAUCCAAGAAUGAUCCUGGUCUGAUAAAAAAGCCUGGCUUCAAUACUAAGCGGAGCUCUACUAUUGAUUCAGCCAGCAGUGGAAGUGAUUUGACGCAUGACAAUGGUAUCUUUCACCCAGAAAAGAAUUUUAGUCAUCCAUCUGUUGAACCCAGAUUGAGUUUUGGAUUUGAAACGGCAGGGUUGAAUCCUGUUCCGGUUCAUAUACCAAGGCAAUUUCAACAUUUUCAGACUCAUUUAUAUGGGAUGAGGGAGUUUAAAAGAAGUUCGAGAAUGAUUAAUGGAGUUAGAAGAAGUGUCAGAGCUCCUAGAAUGAGAUGGACUUCAACUCUUCACGCUCAUUUCGUUCACGCAGUUCAGCUCCUUGGCGGCCAUGAAAGAGCAACACCAAAAUCAGUACUUGAGUUGAUGAAUGUGAAGGAUCUAACCCUAGCUCAUGUGAAGAGUCACUUGCAGAUGUAUAGAACAGUGAAGAGCACUGGUAAAGGAACAGGCGAAGUACAGACAGAUAUGGGACUGAAACAGUGGUCGAAUGGGAUAGAAGUUGAAGGCCUAUCUCGUGAAAAGGCUGAUAUUAUCAAAAGUGCUGAGAAGUGAGUGCAUUUUCUGCAGCUUCAUGUCUCUAUUUGUCAAACUGUGCAUGCACUCCAUCUUCCAUCAUCACAAAUUGGAAAAAGUCUUGAGGAAAAAUUUGAUAAAUUCAUUUCACAUUAUUAUAGAUGACGUAUUCAUUUUUUAUGUGAGGCAUGCUUAGUGUACAGGGAAAAUAUGUACAUGGGAAAUAGGAGGUGGCUUCUUUUCACCGAGACUUGGCGGAAUAAGAUAAAAAGAAAGGCAACCAUACAAGCGCUACCAACGUACAAAGGGAUUUGCCCUUUUAUGUAUCAAUAUGUUUAUUAAUUCGUUCCAAAUAGAAAUAGAAGAAAAUGAUAAAAAAAAAUUCUUUAUAUUGAAUAGUACCGUCUGAAAUCCUAAACAUUUCACAUAUAAUGCUAAAAAAAAUGAAAACUAAUAUUCAUUUAUUGGAAAACAAAAAAGUCAAAAGAUGUGUAGUAUAUAAUUCUUAAUUUUAAAAUGUCUAAUUAACAGUCUGUUUGAAGAUAAUAAUCUGAAGGCCCUUAAAAAAGUCAAAUAGUAGGCUCAAAUCUCAACAAUGCUUGAUUAGGGUGCCAUUUGGUGUAAUGUAGGGGUCCCUAUCCUAUCGAAUAUCAGUAGACGUUGGCUGGUUCUGUUGACUUCAUUCGUGGACGGCUAAGGAUUAUACCAUCGAGAACAGAAACAUCGAAAACUACCAAUAGCUAAAAGUUUCUUAUUUUAAACCAACAAUAUUUGUUAAACUUAGAAGAUUUAUUUAUUUAUUAUUAUUUUUUUUAAAUCAUGAUAUGUGACAUGUUUUAUUAAUAAUGGAGAAAAUAAUAGUAUAAGCAUAAGCUAGAAGAAUAUACUUUGCAUAUAUGCCUAAACCAUGGCGAUCUAAAGAAGCAGUAAUGUCUACAAUAGAAAAGUGUUUGGUAUAGAUACAUGGAUGUGGAUAUAAUUUUCAUCAAUAGAGACGAUGAUGAAACUUGAAUUUAGAAUUUUUGCUUAUAUAUUGUCUUGUUAAAGCAUUCUAUUGAUACGAAUUUAAAGGAUAAGUUUUUUACUUGUUAUGCUUUAUGUGCUUUCAAUGCAUCAAAAUAUAGUACUGGCAUAUUACCCUUUAGAUUUGUUGUAAUUUGUUCGGUCAACUUAUAAGGUAGGGAUCAAUAUCAAAUCCCUUACAUGAGUACAAGGGGAGUCUUCUAAAAAAUAAAUAAAUUAGUAAAUCACGUCCAAAUGCCCAUAUAAUUUUCGAUCUAUUUCAUUCAGAGUUAUC